Messenger RNA from Sphaerodactylus townsendi, 1403 nucleotides. RefSeq names its product adenosine deaminase tRNA specific 3 (gene ADAT3). NCBI's taxonomy places the organism in Eukaryota, Metazoa, Chordata, Lepidosauria, Squamata, Sphaerodactylidae. Gene Ontology annotation, cellular component: nucleus; cytoplasm. The transcript has 2 exons. Bases 287 to 1315 code for a protein of 342 amino acids. Gene Ontology annotation, molecular function: tRNA-specific adenosine-34 deaminase activity. The record is from RefSeq and is a predicted model, not a curated record.
GGAGAUCUAGUGGGUGUGGUUGGAGGGCGACUUUCCUCUGUGCUGGCAGAGAGAUGCCCUGUUCAUAAUUACUGCAGCACAAAAAAUAGCCAAGAGGUUUUUCAGAACAGUCUUGGGGAAGAGCUGAGGACAGUUGUGGAUUGUGCCAUUCUUAGUAACACAACUGGACAAAAACCACAAGGAUGUGCAGUUGUGGACGUGAAUGGCUGCAAAGGGGAAGUCCAAAGCUGUUUGAUGCAUAUUAUAGGAAUGUGAGGGAGUGUGUGUUUGGGAUGCAUCUACCUUAAUGGAGCCACACUGCAAACGGCGGAAGACGGAGGAACCGAAAGAUGCCUGCCCUUGGCAAGUGGUGCCCGUUCUUUCUGAGAGGGAACUGCAGAGUGUCACGUUAAUGCCAGUCUACGCUGCCCCAGUCCUGGACAAGAAGCAGGCAUCACGCUUGGUGAAGGAAGUCUCUGCCCUUUACCCGCUGGGUGAUUACCCACACUUGAAGCGUGUCCGAUCUUGUGGCUCUGUGAAUAGUUCACACCCGCUGGAGAUAAUCCUGUGUUUGGCAGGUGGCAAAGACAAGCAGUCUUUGCAGACAGCUUUGGAACUCUUCCCCGAUCAUCAGCUGGACCUGUCUGGCUUGGGGGAACCUUUCUUAACCCAAGUGCCGGUCAACCCGCCCUUGACCCGUCUCCAGUAUGAGGAAGCUGCAUCCCACUGGCCGGUCACCUUCCACGAAAACAAACGCAUCAGCCAGGCCUUGAGUGGGUGUCUGUUCACUGCAGCGGAGAAGACCUCCAUGCAAAGCCACAUGGAGCUGGCCAUCCAAGCGGCACAGAAUGGGGCAAGGCAAGGCAUGAAGCCGGUAGGGGCUGUGGUGGUCGACCCAACCACUGGGAGAGUCCUGGCAGUGGGACAUGACUGUAGGAAUGGUGUCAACCCGCUGCUCCACGCCGCCAUGGUCUGCAUUGACCUUGUGGCUUGCGGCCAGGGAGGAGGAGCAUAUGACUACCAAGAUUAUCCCAGCUGCACCUUCCUUCCAUUGGCUGAUAGCUCGAACCAGACCUCCUCUUGCGCUGAUGGGCUUCCGUACAUUUGCACUGGCUACGACAUGUACUUAACGCGGGAACCUUGCACAAUGUGCGCCAUGGCGCUGGUGCACUCCCGCAUUGAGAGGGUCUUUUACGGGGCCCCAUCCCCGCAUGGAGCCCUAGCGACCAACUACCACAUCCACAGCUGCAAAGACCUUAACCACCACUAUGUGGUUUACCGGGGGAUUUUGGAGGACCAGUGCCGUAAUUUGUCGCAGAUUUCCGUUCUCAAGUAACUCGUUACGUAGUGGGUUCAUCUGAGGGAAUAUCUGUGGUUUUUAUGUUUAUUUUUUACCUUUUAAUAAUAUUAAAUGAUUUAAAGAA